GCUCUUGCGCCGUCGACCGUCGAAUUCAUCGUUUAUUUCGCGUAUCAACGAAGCCGCGGUUUUACCGUUUCUGACGGCCAUUAAGCCAAACACAACUCCAGUGUACGAGCGUGCGCGCCGCUCUCGAGACGUGUUUUAUAAACAGCUGUUACUUAUCGUGUACCGGUAAUCCUUGAACAAUUCGAGUUGUUGCCGAACAAAAAAGUCAAUAUGGGCGAGGAAAUGUCACCGGAGGUACAAAAGAAAGUGGAACAACUUCAGGAUUGGAUCAACAAGCAGCCUCAUUUGCCGAAGGAUAUUGAGGACAAGAUAGCGCGAAGGUUCCUCCACAGCUGCUACUACGACAUGGAUAAGACAAAGUCCACAGUUGAGCUGUUCUUUAGGCUAAGAGACACGUCGCCAGAGCUCAUCAACCACAGAGAUCCAUUAUCACCGCCAAUGCAGAAAGUCUUGAAAAUCGUAAAUUUGGCGCAAUACGAAAUAUCCGGGAAAAGGAAUAUCUGGUUUUGGCAACUGAACGAUCCUGGUUUAGAGCAGUACGAUCACUUACAAGACGCCAGAAUGUUCAUAAUGCUGUUCGAUGCCUGGAUACUCAACAAUACGGAGUUCGCUGAAGAAGAUAUUGUUGUUUUAGAUACUAAGGAUAUUAACCUUAAAUUCAUUACUAAGUUCAAUGUGUCCGUUGCAAGGAAAAUUGCCAAAUAUCAGGAGGAAGCGAUGCCGAUCAGAUUGAAGCAGAUCCACAUUCUCAACGCACCGCCCUUCAUAGACAAGUUAUUUGGACUCAUGAAGCCUUUCCUGAAAGCAGAAAUUACUGCUAUGGUCCACUUCCACGUGCCAAAGUCGGACACGAUAUUCAAAUACCUCAGCAAAGAAGACUUACCAAAAGACUACGGCGGCACUCGCCCCUCAAUGGCUGAAAUGAACAAGGAAGUGUUAAGGAUCGUCAUGGAACAAAGAGAAACCUUCUUGGACGAAAACUUUUGGAAGACAGAAAAGAAGUCUAAAGGUACGAAAAAUGAGGUCGCCACAUUCAGGACAUUGGAUAUAGAUUAAUGUUCUUGUUAUUAUUCUCAUCACAAUUAUGUUUAAGAGAUCGUUAUAAAUAUUCUGUUUUAGUAUAAUUACCGUUGGUCAGGGUUCCAUAAUUAUAUAUGCCUAUUUGUUGUUGUAGAAGGGAAUCUGUUUUGGGAUUCUAUGUUCAUAUAAUAUAUAUUAUGUAUUUAUGUUGUGUAUCAAAAUACAUAAUUGGAAUAAAAAAAAAACAAAAAAGGAAUGUUUUAACUGCUUUUAGAUAACAAAUGUUCUAAUGUAAUAUCAGAAAGAGUUAAAAUAACGAAAUGUCGAUGCAUCUGAAAUAUACAUUUUUAUUAA
This is a messenger RNA of Trichoplusia ni (cabbage looper), 1374 nucleotides long. RefSeq names its product alpha-tocopherol transfer protein-like. The record is from RefSeq and is a predicted model, not a curated record. Gene Ontology annotation, molecular function: phosphatidylinositol bisphosphate binding. The coding region runs from base 211 to 1056 and encodes 281 amino acids. NCBI's taxonomy places the organism in Eukaryota, Metazoa, Arthropoda, Insecta, Lepidoptera, Noctuidae. The transcript has 7 exons. Gene Ontology annotation, cellular component: membrane.